Molecule: messenger RNA, 9293 nt
Organism: Tyto alba (common barn owl)
Lineage: Eukaryota; Metazoa; Chordata; Aves; Strigiformes; Tytonidae
Gene: SLC6A6
Product: solute carrier family 6 member 6
Exons: 16
Coding region: 198-2204 (668 amino acids)
Biological process (GO): taurine transmembrane transport; sodium ion transmembrane transport; neurotransmitter transport
Cellular component (GO): plasma membrane
Molecular function (GO): taurine:sodium symporter activity
Source: RefSeq, a predicted model, not a curated record
CCCACCUUGCGUUAACUUUUUUUCGCGAUAACAGUUUGGAGCGAUUCCCCCACUUGCUGGCGGCCCUCCAGCUCAUCUACGGAGCACGCUUCUCUCCCCGGCUAUUUUUGCCCUUUUUUUCUCGCCUUCCCACCCCACCCGCUGUAUGUUUUCUGGCUGCUGUGCGCUAAGCUCAAGUGAAGAGGCUGAUACAGGCAAUGCUACAUCUGAUGCUAAUGGGCCUACCUGGAAGAGAAAAUUCACUCAAGAGAGACUCUACUUCAUUGCCUCAUCCUAUGGAGGAAUCACCACUGCCCAUCUACAUUGAGGAGGGGACAGAAGUCCCGAUUGAAAGCAGAAAUAUGGCAACAAAGGAAAAGCUUCAGUGCUUGAAAGAUUUCCACAAGGACAUCCUCAAACCUUCCCCCGGCAAGAGCCCAGGGACACGGCCUGAGGAUGAGGCAGAAGGAAAGCCACCCCAGCGGGAGAAGUGGGCAAGCAAGAUUGACUUUCUGCUGUCCGUGGCUGGUGGAUUUAUUGGUUUAGGCAAUGUCUGGCGGUUUCCGUAUCUCUGCUACAAAAAUGGCGGAGGUGCAUUUCUUAUACCUUAUUUCAUUUUCCUGUUUGGGGGAGGUCUUCCCGUGUUUUUCCUGGAGGUGGUGCUAGGACAGUAUACCUCUGAAGGUGGAAUUACAUGCUGGGAAAAGAUCUGCCCUAUUUUCACUGGAAUUGGUUAUGCUUCCAUAGUGAUUGUGUCCCUUCUGAAUGUGUACUACAUCGUGAUCCUGGCCUGGGGACUCUACUACCUGUUCCAGUCAUUCCAGAGCGUCCUGCCGUGGGCGCACUGCCACCAGAAGUGGAACACGCCAACCUGCGUGGAAGACACUCUCAGGAAGAACAAAACACUCUGGAUAUCACUGAAUGCCACUAACUUCACCUCUCCUGUCACAGAGUUUUGGGAGCGCAAUGUGCUGAGCUUGUCCUCAGGAAUUGAAGAUAUUGGUAUUAUCAAGUGGGAUCUAGCACUGUGUCUUCUCCUCGUCUGGGUGAUAUGUUUCUUCUGCAUUUGGAAAGGAGUCAAAUCCACUGGGAAAGUAGUGUACAUCACUGCCACGUUCCCAUUCAUCAUGCUCCUUGUUCUACUCAUCCGUGGUGUGACUCUGCCUGGAGCUGCAGAAGGCAUCAAGUUUUAUCUUUAUCCUGAUAUCUCACGGUUAGCUGACCCACAGGUCUGGAUAGAUGCAGGGACACAAAUCUUCUUCUCAUAUGCAAUCUGCUUAGGAGCAAUGACUUCCCUGGGGAGCUACAACAAGUACAAAUACAACUGCUAUAGGGACUGUUUGCUGCUGGGAUGCCUGAACAGUGGUACCAGUUUUGUGUCUGGCUUCGCAAUUUUUUCCGUCCUGGGCUUCAUGGCACAAGAGCAAGGGGUGAACAUUGCUGAUGUGGCAGAGUCAGGUCCAGGCCUGGCCUUCAUUGCCUACCCAAAAGCUGUGUCCAUGAUGCCACUGCCCACCUUUUGGGCAAUCCUUUUUUUUAUUAUGCUUCUGUUGCUUGGACUGGAUAGCCAGUUUGUUGAAGUUGAAGGACAGAUCACGUCAUUAGUUGAUCUGCACCCAUCCUUCCUAAGGAAGGGUUACCGACGGGAAAUCUUCAUCGCUAUAGUAUGUUUCCUUAGCUAUCUUCUGGGACUAACUAUGGUGACUGAGGGUGGCAUGUAUGUUUUUCAACUCUUUGACUACUAUGCAGCUAGUGGUGUAUGCCUUUUGUGGGUUGCAUUCUUUGAAUGUAUUGCUGUAGCCUGGGUUUAUGGCGCUGAUAAUAUUUAUGAUGCCAUUGAGGAUAUGAUUGGAUACAGACCUGGUCCCUGGAUGAAAUGGAGCUGGAUUGUGAUCACACCAGUUCUUUGUGUGGGGUGCUUUAUCUUUUCUUUGGCCAAAUACAAACCACUGACCUACAACAAGGUCUACACAUACCCAGACUGGGCAAUUGGCCUGGGCUGGGUUCUUGCCCUUUCCUCCAUGAUCUGCAUCCCUAUGGUGAUGGUCAUCCGCAUCAUACAGUCAGAUGGGUCGCUUAUUGAGAGGAUAAAAGCGGUGGCUGCCCCCAAGGAAGUGAAUCGGUGGUCCAAAGAAACGGAGAGUGGCACCCCCUUCUGCCCCAAUGGAACUUCGAAUGGCGGAUUGAUCAAGCCAACUCAUAUCAUUGUGGAAACCAUGAUGUGAGCUCUCUCUGUGAGAGGAUAAACCUGCUUUAACUGCCGUUUACUAACCAUAGAUUCUCAUAGGACCAGGUUUACAGAGCUUUAUAUUUGCACUAGGAUUUAUUUUUAUUUCUCACAGAGAAAGUUAUUUUUUGUGUGUGUUUUUUUUUUAAUAUUUUGUAAGGUAAUCACAGCAGAUGCCUCUCUGUAGAGGGAGAGCUUUCAUAUCAGACUAGACAUAUUACAGGAAUUUACUAUUAUUGGGUUUUUUUAAAUAUAUAUAUCUUUAUCUCUAAAUAUUAUACACCUUACCACUUGAAUUGAUUGUCUUGCCAGCAAUACAUUCAAGUCUCAGAAAGCAAUUUUAGGUGCUGGUAUGGUUGGGAGCAGGGUAACAUACAGAACACACAUAAGGAGCUCUGUUGGGAGAUAUGAUUAAAAAAAGAAGACACUGUUUCAAGAGAAUUUUCAAAGGUGUAGUAUUUCCACCCUCUGGUUCAAUUGUGGUAAACGACGGGCUUCAGGGUCACAUUAGGGAAAGGGUACAGUUAUGUUUAUCACAGUCCCUGAAUAAAGAUACAGCUGGGAAGCUGGCGUAGGAUUUGCAAGGGAGGCAAAGAAGUUGGGUGUGAAAAGCCUUGCAGCUGUGCCUCCCAAGCAUGGCAUUGGGACCCUGUCACACAGGUGAGAGGAAGACUUUAGGAAGGUGUUUGCAGGAUUUGGCAUGGUUCACUUUUUUUUUUUUCUGUUUGUUUGUUUUUUGGUUUUUUUUUUUUUUAGUUUUUUUUGGAUUUUUUUACUUAAGUGAAAUGCCUGCUGUUUGCGCAUGGGUGGUGAGGUUGAGUACCUGCUCCUGAGUUUUCUAGCAAAGCAUACUUCAGUGUGGUGGCACUGGUGUAAACUUGAAUUCUGCAAACUGGGAGGGGCAGCCUCUCCCGGGGGUGAGUGCUAAGGAGCUGGGAGGGGAAAAGCAGCACCCGCCUUCUGGGUGCUUCAGAUGUUCGUUUGCUCAUUUGUUUGCUUGUUAAUUAUUGGACUUUGGUUUCAGGCAGAAAAAUAAAAGAAUCCCUUCUGGAUUCUGACAGUCCAAAGGUGAACACAAACCAGGUCAUCCCUGACAGGAGGAACAAAACCACUCACCUACACCUGGUGUAACUGGUAUUUAUAACAGACACAUUGUUAAUAAUAAUAGUAAAGAAGAUAAUAAUAUCACUCAGCAAACAGGUGCUUUUCAUCCAUGUAUCUCAAAAAUGCUUUGCCAAGUUCAGUAACCAGGAUUUGCUUUAUUUAUUUAUUUUUAGGGCAGGGGGUUCGUCACUGUUGGGGGAACAUACAGAAGGACUAAGUCCCUUGUCCCAUGUUACUAAAUAGCAGCAGUAGACCUAGAGCCCUCAGUCUCCUUGCCCAUCAUUGUGUUAAACCAUAAUUUUAUUUUUUUUUUCGGGGGGGUGGAGGGUGGCAGACAUAUUUAUGAGGCUUAUGAAUCUUAUCUGCUGAAGAAACAGGGCUUUUGGGAUUUUAAGUUAAAGCAAAGGGAACAUGUAACACUGAAAUACUUUGUAUUUGGUCAGAAGGAAUUGUGUACCAUUCCAGGUUAGACUGGGGAGUGAAGAGAAACCACUACAGGGAGUGUAGGAACGGGAUUUCUGUUUCGUGUGGGCCGGGUGGACAUUUCUGUGGGGAAUUGCUCCCUGAAGACUGUCCAAAACAAGGGCAAAAGCUUUGGUUUUGGUUUUGUUUGUUUGUUUGGGUUUUUUUUUGUUUUUUUUUUUGUUUGUUUUUUGGGGUUUUUUUUGUUUUUUUUUUGGUUUUUUUUUUUCAAAAAAAACUUGAGCAGGUUGUGCUGGGAACAGGUUCUCUGGCAAAACUCAGCCUUUCCUUGUGGCCAUUGUAUUAGAGGGAGAGGUUUUUUCUUCUUACGAUACCACAGUUAGGCUAUCCAAAAGUAAAUAGAGGAAAUGCUUGAUAAAAGCAGAGUUUGUAUCUGCUUAUUCUGCUGUCAGCAUAGUCUGUCAGGGCAGAGUUUGUCAUUUAAACAGGAACAUAUCCAGUUCUUAACAUUCCUACACAGUAGUUUUAUUUUAUUUUUUUCUUUUCUUGUCCCAUGGGCUAACUGGCCACAGCAGCACAAAAACUUAUUGAUUAGCUUGUUGGUUUUCCUGUAACAGAAAAGGGAUGAUUUAAAACUAAGAGAUGGACCAAAAUAAUUAAAACCAAAACAAAACACAAAAAAGUGGCUGCAUCUGUAGCUUUCAAAACCUUUCUAGUUAGAAUUUGUACACAUUUUUACAUUAGAUAGCUGAGUUACAGAAACAAAACCAGCCACGGCAGAAUUGCUUUUGUUUUUUUCUGCUGGUUGCUGUAUUAUGAGAGUUACAAGUGAAACUUUUCCACAGCUGGAGAUGGCAAACAUCUAAUGACACCUGCUGGGCCAGUGGCUGUAGCCAUCUGAAGGUCACUGGAGGAAUUCUGUGAGCCAGUGGGUGUCAUCAGAUGUGCCCAAAUUAAAGAGACAUGCGUACAUCUAGUUUUAUUAUAUUUUUUAAUAGUCUUUAACCAUCAAAGGCAAGGAAACGUAAUCAACGAUAACUCUCUUAAUGGGCUCCAGCUUGAACCCUUGUUUUUGAGUUAUAGUUAGUGUCUGCAGUAAACAGGCACGCUUGCCUGGGUGUAGAGGGAGUAGCAGGUAAAGGGGUCUAAAUUAAUGGUUUCUGUGAGUGCAAAUGAAACAUUGAGUCUUGAUUUUUAUUUUUUUUAUAUAUAUAUAUAUAUGCAUUGUCAUAAAACUGUUUGAGAUAUAGUUUGCACAUCACUUUUGUGCCAUAGAGCUGAGACAAGCUUUAGGGAAAAAAUUGGUUUAGCUACAUCAAAGAUGUCUCCAGCGAGUCAGCUGGGUAUUUAGCGAUCUCCCACAUUGUGUGGAGUGUCUUUGUGUGAAGAACCAGAGGGCUAAUACUACACCUUUAAAGUACAACUACUAGAGAACUAGAACCCAGCCCCAUUUUGGUAUGAACUGUGCCAUUCAAAUCAGUCGCUUCCAUGUACCAAGUGAAAAUGUCUCGCACAUAUGCAACAACCUCGUUGAAGCGUUCUCUAUGUCAACUUCUCUGGCCCUGCUGUGCUCUUUAGCAUGACUGCAAGGGAGGGCUGGGACUCACAAAGAGCUAAGAAAUUACUGUUUCUGGAAAGCAGUUCCCCUCUCCCUUUUUCCCACCCCUCCCCAAAAAAUAUAUAAAUAAUUAAUUCUUGUUUUAUCUGGGGUUUGAGUUCCAAUGAGCACACUCACAUUUUUACAGUUUCUGGAUUUUUCCUAACAUUUUUAUCAGGUUUCUGAACUUUUCUUGGUGAUAAAUUUGCAUUUCAAUAUGAUCCUCUGCCAAAUUUAUUAAAAAAUAAUUUUUAAAAAAGUCUGUGUUUUCUACCUAUUUCUGACUGCAAAUACAACUGAUUUUUUUUUCCUAAUUUACUUGUUUAAACACUUGUGACCUUUUUUACCUGUUUUAUGUAAAUGAGGAACUAUAUAUUAAAAUGCCAUGACUAGUCAUAGAUGAACUGGUUUGGAUCCAGGGAAAACUUAGUGCAGUUUUGGCAUGAGCUCUUUAGAAGUACAUCCCUGAGUUUAAAACCAGAAUAAAACAAGCCAAAACCCACACCUUUCCAUAUUUUAUGUACCUUUGUAUUCAUGGGUUCUUCUGGGCUUGAAAACGGCAGAGUUUCAGCAGUAUUUCUUUCCAUCUGAAAUGAAAUCAAGAGAUAGUAAAAAUGUAAAGGGGAACAUUUACCCCACAAGAUUCUCCAACCCGUUUCUUGCUUUUCCCAAUUUUCCAAACUUUUUCAGUCUACCUGUCACUAGUUAUGAUCUCACUGAAUGAGCAUCUAUUGUAAGGGACUUUACCAGUAGUCUGUAUUUCAGUAUUUAAACAGUAUGAUUUCAUAAAUAGAACUGGUUUUUAUUGUGUUAUUCUCAUUUUCCUUGUGAUCCGUAGCUUUCCUUUUCAUCUGGUCCAAACAAAUUCACACACUUUGAAAAGUCCUCUUUAAAGUGUGAGAUAGUAGGUCCACAAUGGAUUUGUUCUUGUGUUGUAAAUGAAAAUGCAAAAGCCUAGCAGCUGUAUUUGCCAUCGAGAACAACGCUGGUGGUCACCCCGCAGCAGCAGCACAGCUCCUGGAGUGGAGGGGGGUUAGGAAUGGUCUGAUGAAACAGCUCAGCAAAACUGAUUUUCGCUGCUGUUCUUGGGGAGGGGAGGAAAAGAAAAAUCAUGGUGCAGCUUUAGGGUUGCUGUAACACAAAAAAAAAAAAAACAAAACCCCAACAACCACAAGCAGAGCAUUUAAUGUCACCGUCAGGAUAGCAUCUUCUGCAGCUGUUUUCAGUCCUGUGUGCAUCCUCCUUUCUCAACUGCAGACACUCCUGGUUCCUCUUCUCUGUCUUAGCAUUAGACAAGUCCAGUAGAUCUGAAGACACAUGGACAUUUCCAUUCAAUAGGCCCUUUACAAGUCUCCUCCUAGUGUGUUUUUAUUUUCUAAGGAGACUUAAGAGUUUUGGUGAGGUCAUGCGUGUCACACUUGGGUUCAAAGCUCCCACUUACUGCAUCAAUGGCAAAACUUCAUCCAUGGGAGUAGGAUUUGAAUGUUUUUGAAUAACUGAUUAUUAGCUUCCAUGUCUCGUGGUCACUGCAGGAUCACUCAUGGAGGCAUAAUGUAUAUAAAAUGUUAAAUAAGCUGUGUGUUGAAUGGAGUGGCCAAGUUAGUUAAGCAGCUCAAGUACACUUGGAAGAAAGAUGACCCUGACAUCAUUUCCAGGAGAUUCAAUGGAAGUUGCUCACUUUCAGUAAAAAAAAAAAAAUAAAUAAAUCUGUGUUUAAGUAGACUAGUAGAUGAAAUCUUCCACCAUCAUAUGCACGCACACAAGUGGGAACAUUGCUUCUAUUCCUCGGCUGCAAAUCGUGUGUAAGUCUUGUAGAGCUCUUUAGGAUGAGGAUUGGGAAGGUUUGGUCACCCCUUGCCUGCAGAGAGCCAACCUGCCAGGUUGUCCAAAUGGCCUUUCCUAAAUUAGGGGUGGUGGAAGAGAGACAGUAACAACAAAAUCCUGGAUCAGGGUCCCUCUGAGGAGGCCUUAAGGUUGGACUUGGAAACUCUCCUGUCUCCUUAUAAGCGCAACGUGGCUUCUGGUAUGGGAGCUUGGCUGUGGUGUGGGCUCAGGCAGCUGCCUUGGACUUGUUUUCUCCAAAAUCAGCAUCCAAAGCCUUGUGGCUAGGAUUGAUGUGUAGUUGUAUAGUUGUAUGUUCGCCUGAUUAAAGGUCAGGAACUGUCAGACCCUAGUAUCUUGCUUUAUUUCUUGUAAUCAAAGCUAAGAUUAAGAAAGACACUAUUCAGAUGAUUUGGUGACAGUUGACACCUAAGUAACCCAUGAACUAGUGCAAAAAAGGACUUCCUGAGCUCCCUACUUUGGUCACAAAAAUUUUCUAUAGGUAUCAAUCGUCAAUUUGAGUUUAUGGGAAAGCUUGCUCAAGAAAGACUUGAUCAUAACCAGCCCAAGCCCCCAGCUGGAAAACUGCCCAUUCAAGCCCUGCACCCUCCACCAGAUCAAGACUUUUUUGCCAGCCCCAAAAUAAUCCUAUACAUGAACAAUGCGUCUCUGCUUUUGAAGAAAAAAUAUUAAAAAUAUCUGAAUGUGUUUGUUUCUAUUAAAAAAUAAACAGAAAAAGUCAAAUUUUUGUGUUUUUUCCAAUUGUCAGUGUGAAUUGGUGAUUUCAAUUUACCCAUGUCCUAAAACAAGAGCAGAAAAAGCUUCAGACACCAUUUGACCAAAAAAAAGACAAGCUCAAAAUUUUGCAGGUUGAAAACAUUAAGAAAACAAAUCACACCCCCAUCACAGGUGGAAAACUUUAGUGACAGAUUUGCAACUGGAAAAGAGCCUGACCCUGCUUAUAUUGCUGGGCUAUUGAAUGGCAGAGCAGAUAUAGCUUUUUUAUAUCGCUGAUAUGUCCUAGUUCAAAAUAAUCAGUAAAAGCAUCAGAAUUUAAUCACCACAAGUUUUACACAGCCCUGACCUUUAGGAGUAAAGCAAAUUAAAGACAUUUUUAAAAGGAGUGAGUUUCUGCAGGCUUCUUCCCCAUGGUUUGUCUCUGCAGUGGACAGCAGGACAGGGCUGCUUGCUUUCCCAUUUGCAGCACAGGGAAAACAUGGUCCGACUUAAAAAAUCAGAAGAAAUAAUGGGGAAAAAUAUAGUUUAAAAAAAGAAAAAGUGAAACUUGGUUAUGCUAAGGAGCUGUGCAUGUGUGGUUUUGUGUGUGUGCAUAUGCAGGGGAAGGCUUCAGUCCUGUAGCAUAGUACAUGUUAGCAUGAUACAUAUUGUUUCUAAAUCUAUCUGCUGCUGCAGUUGAGAUGUUAAAAAGAUUUUAUUUUUGUUUUCAAUAUAUAAAGAAAAAAAAUUAGAACAGUGGCAAAAUCAUGUUGAGAGGCUAAAAAAAAAAAAAAAAAAAAAUCCUUGGGGGCAAGUUGAGUCAGUUUGUCAUCUGCUCCUGUUCUGGAAGCCAGCGAUGGUCUCUCAGCAUUGCAGCAUCCCAGUACUGUUCUGAAGUGCUCGUUGUUCAAUAGGAUGUUGUUUUUCUCCAGUGUAAUGUUGUGAUUGUUACCUGAUAACGUUGCCAGGGACUUCACGUUGUAAGAGGUGGUCCAUCUUGUUUGAUGUAUUUGGCUAAAAAACAGUGGUGGUUUUUUAUUAUUUAAAUUCCUAGCAACUGUGACAACAGUAAUGUGAUGAGUAGCACAUACAGCAAGGAGGUGAUGUCAAUGAUGGCCUCCUUAAAAAUGUCAUCUGAACUUUUUUUUAAAAAAAAAAACACCUUAAAAAAUAUUUUUAAAACAUUUUAAAACAUUUUUUUGUGUGUUCCAAAACGGAAUAUUUGUAUUUGAAAAAAAUCCUGGAGUGUAAUUUAAUCCUAAAAAAACUAGCCUUUGUGUAUAUGGUAAAUGUUUGUAUUUUGCAGUUUCUGUUUUGCUUUUUAGAGAAAUAAAAUGUAUAUGGAUAUUUUUAAGUCAUCUUUGCUUUUUUAGAUGAGUUUGUAAUCACCUUAUAAUUGAAAAUAAAACUUUCCUUUAUAAACCA